CUUAGAAAGAGAGCUUGGACGGCAUGCAAAGUUGUGAAACAUCUUCAGACAGCACUGAUGAUCCUCUUAGUAGUGGCCUACGGAGAAAACGACAGCCUCGAAUAGUAGUUAUUGGUGCUGGCCUUGCGGGCCUGUCAGCUACAAAAUCUCUCCUGGAAAACGGUUUCACGGAUGUAACAAUCCUUGAGGCGUCUGACCGAAUUGGAGGCAGAGUGCAAAGCGUCAAACUUGAGAACGCCACUUUUGAACUGGGAGCUACGUGGAUCCAUGGUUCAAAUGGAAACCCAGUCUACCAUCUAGCAGAAGACAAUGGCUUACUUGAAGAGACUACUGAUGGUGAGAGAAGCAUUGGCCGUAUCAGUCUUUACUCCAAGAAUGGGGUGGCUUAUCACCUUACCAACAAUGGGCAGAGGAUUCCGAAAGAUGUGGUUGAAGAAUUCAGUGAUUUAUACAACGAGGUCUAUAACCUGACUCAGGAGUUCUUCCAACGUGGUAAACCAGUCAAUGCUGAGAGCCAGAAUAGUGUGGGCGUCUUCACACGGGAUGUGGUGCGCAAACGCAUCAAAGCCGAUCCAGAUGACUCGGAGACCACCAGGAGGCUAAAACUAGCCAUGAUCCAGCAAUAUCUUAAGGUGGAGAGCUGUGAGAGUAGCUCCCAUAGCAUGGACGAGGUCUCGCUCAGCGAAUUCGGAGAAUGGACUGAAAUCCCUGGGGCCCAUCACGUCAUUCCUUGUGGCUUUAUCAAGAUUGUGGAGAUCCUGGCCCAUUCCAUUCCAGAGUCGGUCAUCCAGCUCCGCAAGCCAGUCAAGUGCAUCCACUGGAACCAGACGGUCAGCAAGGAGAUUGAGCGUGUGGCCGACCACAACAGCGACCGCCCCGAGGAGGACCAGGGCUACCAUGUCUUUGUGGAGUGUGAGGACUGUGAGUUCAUCCUCGCCGACCACGUCAUCGUGACCGUAUCACUGGGGGUCCUGAAGAAGUACCAUGAGAGCCUGUUCCACCCUGGCCUGCCUGAGGAGAAGGUGAUGGCCAUUCAGAAACUGGGCAUUAGCACCACCGACAAAAUCUUCCUGGAGUUUGAAGAGCCCUUCUGGAGUCCUGAAUGCAACAGCAUCCAGUUCGUCUGGGAGGAUGAGGCAGAGAGUGAGAGUUUGACUUACCCUGAGGAGUUGUGGUACAAGAAGAUCUGCAGCUUUGAUGUCCUAUACCCACCGGAGCGGUAUGGGUAUGUGCUGAGUGGCUGGAUCUGCGGGGAGGAGGCUUUGAUCAUGGAGAAGUACGACGAUGAAACUGUGGCAGAAACGUGCACUGAGAUGCUGCGUAAAUUUACAGGGAAUCCAAACAUUCCGAAACCUCGCCGCAUCCUGCGGUCCUCCUGGGGCAGCAAUCCCAACUUCCGAGGAUCCUAUUCUUACACCCAGGUUGGGUCUAGCGGGGCUGAUGUGGAGAAGCUUGCUAAGCCACUGCCUUAUACGGAAAGCUCCAAGACGGUUCCUAUGCAGGUGAUGUUUUCGGGGGAGGCCACUCAUAGGAAGUAUUAUUCCACUACCCAUGGUGCUUUGCUUUCUGGCCAGAGAGAGGCUGCUCACCUCAUUGAAAUGUACCAAGACCUCUUACAAUGCAGGAACUGAAAGGCUUAAUGUUUGAGAAGAACCACUAACUCGUGAUACCUUUUACAGUUGUGUGUAGGUUUUUUUAAAUUAAUAGUAGAACAAUUUUUAUCUUUUUAUAUAAAAAAGCCCUAACUGUUUAAAAACAUAGUCACCUGUAGCUUAUUUCCUUUACUGUAUUGUUAACAGAGGAGGGUGCUCUUUCUGUAUGGUAAACUUUGUGUGUGUGUGUGUGUG
Messenger RNA from Terrapene triunguis (Three-toed box turtle), 1847 nucleotides. It is a transcript of the gene SMOX, whose product is annotated as spermine oxidase. The record is from RefSeq and is a predicted model, not a curated record. NCBI's taxonomy places the organism in Eukaryota, Metazoa, Chordata, Testudines, Emydidae. The transcript is spliced from 6 exons. The coding region runs from base 24 to 1631 and encodes 535 amino acids. Gene Ontology annotation, molecular function: polyamine oxidase activity.